Messenger RNA from Capsella rubella, 2563 nucleotides. Its product is annotated as UDP-glycosyltransferase 76E12. Gene Ontology annotation, molecular function: UDP-glycosyltransferase activity. Lineage: Eukaryota; Viridiplantae; Streptophyta; Magnoliopsida; Brassicales; Brassicaceae. The transcript is spliced from 2 exons. The record is from RefSeq and is a predicted model, not a curated record. Bases 602 to 1960 code for a protein of 452 amino acids.
AUCAAGGAUGUUAAAUAUAAGAUGUAACAUGCAUCAAAUUUAAGUAAUAAAAUAGCCUCUGCCCUUAAAUGUAACUUAAGCAAAAGUUGGCUGCAAAUGCUCUGAAAUUGUAUAAAUCAAACUUGUUCUAGCAAGAUUUACAAAGUAGAGACUUGGUUUACUUUCUAAGCAAAAUUUACAAAUCAAAUACUACUAGUUAGCUCAAGAUUCAUAGAACUGUUGCAUCACGAACAAAAAAAAAAAGACUAUUUGGGACAUCUUAUUAAAUGAAACAAGAGUGCGAGGUGGAGGACCAAGAAGACAGAAGAGGUCUUUCUUCCGUCGUAGGUUACUCUCUACCAAGAUAAUUAAACUGUUGUCGCUUCAUCGUACUAGCAGACACUAUCUACCACAAGCUUCACAUGUGGGAGAGCUAGCCAACAAAACAUGAUACGGAAUGAAUUUACGUCCACAAGUCAGGAAGUCUCAUAUUUAUAUCAGAAAGAUACUUCUUUGUAUAAAUAUCGUUAAGACAUUCAAAGAAGUUGGAGCAGAGUUACCAUAACUUGCAAAGCACGGUGGUGAGAGAACUGUUUCUUAGCUAUUCUUGCUGGUCUUCAAAAUGGAAGGAAAACAGGUGACCAGAAGACUAGUCCUGGUUCCAGUUCCAGCUCAAGGACAUAUAACUCCAAUGAUGCAACUAGCGAAGAUCCUUUACUUGAAGGGCUUCUCAAUCACAGUUGUUCAGACAAAGUUCAAUCGUUUUAUUCCUACAGAUGACUUCAUUGAUGUUCAUUUUGUCACCAUCCAUGAAAGCUUGCCGGAGUCUGAUUUCAAGAAUCUCGGACCAAUACGGUUUCUGCUUAAGCUCAACAAAGAGUGUCAGGUGAGCUUCAAGGACUGUUUGGGUCAGUUACUUCUGCAACAAAGUAAUGAGAUCUCAUGUAUCAUCUACGAUGAGUUCAUGCACUUUGCUGAAGCUGCAGCCAAAGAGUUUAAUCUUCCAAACGUCAUUUUUAGCACACAAAGUGCCACGGCUUUUAAAUGUCGCUCUAUGUUUGGCAAACUCUAUGCAAACAAUGUCUUGGCUCCUCUAAAAGGACCAAAAGAACAACAAGAAGAGUUAGUGCCAGAGUUUUAUCCCCUGAGAUACAAAGACUUUCCGGUUUCACGAUUUGCAUCAUUAGAAAGCGUAAUGGAAGUGUAUAGGAAUUCAGUCGACCAAAGGACAGCUUCCUCUGUGAUAAUCAACACAGCGACUUGUCUAGAGAGCUCAUCUCUAAAUUUUCUGCAACACCAACGGCUAGAAGUUCCAUAUUAUCAUAUAGGCCCUCUUCACAUGGUGGCCUCAGCUCCUACAAGUCUGCUUGAAGAGAAUAUGAGCUGUAUCGAAUGGUUGAAUAAACAAAAGGUAAACUCGGUAAUAUACAUAAGCCUGGGAAGCUUAGCUUUGAUGGAAAUCAAUGAGGUGAUGAAUAUGGCUUCAGGAUUGGCUGCUAGCAACCAAUACUUUUUAUGGGUGAUCCGACCAGGUUCAGUACCUGGUUCAGAAUGGACAGAGUCCUUGUCUGAUGAGUUUAGUAAAAUGGUAUCGGAUCGGGGUUACAUAGUGAAAUGGGCACCGCAGAAGGAAGUACUUGCUCAUCCUGCAAUAGGGGGGUUUUGGAGCCAUUGUGGAUGGAACUCAACACUAGAAAGCAUCAGCGAAGGAGUCCCCGUGAUUUGCAGGCCAUUUUCGGGUGAUCAAAAGGCGAACGCGAGGUACUUGGAGUGUAUUUGGAAAAUUGGGAUUCAAGUGGAGGGUGAAAUGGACAAAGGAUCAGUCGAGAGAGCUGUGAAGAGGUUAAUGGUGGACGAAGAAGGACAGGAGAUGAGGAAGAGAGCUGUAAGUUUGAAAGAAAAACUGAGAGCCUCUGUUAUAAGUGGAGGUUCUUCACACAACUCGCUGGAGGAGUUUGUACACUUCAUAAGAAGUCUGUGAAGAUGGUUGUCUCUAGCUACUUUUUAAGUCCAUGAUUCCAUCUUCUUCGGAUAACUUGUUCACUACAUAGACAAAUAUAUUUAUCUUUACAUUCUAAGAACACUUCAAAUCUAAAUAAUAUGAUAGUUUCUGCUCUUGACAUUGCUCUCAGUAGCCUUCCAACCGUACCUUAAUCCAUUCCAUUUCUUGUAUUUUUUGUGUUAGAUUUGAUCUACAGCUCACUAACUCCGGUUCAACUAUAAAAAAAAUGUUUUAGGGUAUACCUUUAGGUGGCUACCACCAACUCUCAUACGAUACAAAACAAAAGAAACCAAAAAAUAAGUAAACACGUUUUUCUUGGAGUUAAUGUCACUUUCUUCCUUCUACUAAAUGCCAAAGCAAACACACAGGCGGACGCAAGUAGAAGAGUAUGGGUCAGUUGACUGAACCCAUUGAAGAAAUUCAGCUUUCGUAUGGUUUAAGUUACAAUAAGCUAAUGUUCUUCUAAUCUAUGCAAACAAUGUCCUGGCUACCUUGAAGGGUACUCUAAAAUUAGUUUCGGGUUUCCCCUAGUGUCUAUAAUGUUAUAUCAAUAAGGUUUUAACCUUUUCGCAGAACUCAAAG